AUGACCGAAGAUGAAGACAAAUCCGUCAUCGGCGUCUUCGGCAUGGGCGUCAUGGGACAAAACCUCGCCCUGAACGUCGCCUCGAAAAGCUUUAAAGUCUCCUGUUACAACCGAGAGGAUGAAUUUUCGAUGCGGUUGUUCGAAGCGUUGGAGAUUGCAAAGAGGGACAUUUCAAACGGAGACGAUGUACUGCGAGUGUUUAAGGAUUUACAAAUGUUCGUGGAGAGUUUGAAGAAACCAAGGCGAAUACUGUUAUCUAUUCCAGCCGGGAAACCAGUGGAGAUGACUUUAGAACUCUUAAAACCGUUGUUAGAAUCGGACGACGUGAUCAUCGACGGCGGGAACGAGCACUUUUUGGAAACUCGGAGACGCGAACAGAUGUGCGCCGUCGAUUGGUUUGCGGAGUGCGGGAAGAAAAUUCAUUUCGUCGGCAUGGGCAUUUCCGGCGGCGCGGAAGGCGCGAGACACGGGCCAGCGCUCAUGCCCGGAGGCUCAGAAUUCGCGUACAACAGUUUAAAGCCAAUGUUGGAAGCGAUGAGCGCGAAAGCUGGGGAGAAGAACGACGAGCCGUGCGUCACGAGAUGCGGGCCGGACGGGUGCGGGCACUACGUGAAAAUGGUGCAUAACGGCAUCGAAUACGCGGACAUGCAAUUUAUCGCGGAAUCGGUGGUUUUGUUGAGAGACGUGUUAGGUUUUGAUAACGAAAAACAAUCCAUUGCGUUAAAAGAGUGGAACAAUGGGGAUUUGGAAUCGUUUUUGAUCGAUAUCACCGCCAAGUGUUUGAAGAAGAAGGAUGACGACGGCGACGACGAUUCGUACUUAGCGAACAAAGUGUUAGAUAAAGCCGGAUCGAAAGGAACCGGGAAGUGGACCGUACAGUUAGCCGCGGACGCUGGUAUUGCUAUUCCGUGUUGUUCGGCCGCGUUGGAGGCGAGGUAUAUCUCCGCCGCCAUCGACGACCGAGCGAAGUGUUCGGAGAUGUACUCGAACAACACCGAAGACUUAGUAUUAGAAUCUUCUAAAACCUCCUCCUCCUCCUCAACAACAACGACAACUCUGAAUGCAGAGACUUUAGGCAAAGCUUUAUAUUGCGCGAAAAUUAUCGCCUACGCGCAAGGUUUAUCCCUCAUUAAAUCCGCCGGGAACGAUUACGGGUGGUCCGAGGAUUUAAACAUUGCAAACAUUUGUAAAGUGUGGCGCGGCGGGUGCAUCAUACGCGCCAAACUGCUCGAAACCAUCGUCCGGGCGUUUACCAAAGAACCGUCGUUAUCCAACUUACUCUUAGAUUCGGAAAUUAGUUCGAUCGUGAAGAGCAGAGUCGGUGAUUUGCGCAAAGUGGUCGUCGAAUCCGCGCAAAGAGGCAUCGCCUCGCCGGCGCUGAUGAACGCGUUGAGUUACUACGAUAACAUGAAAACGAAACGAGGGAGCGCGUACAUCAUUCAAGCGCAACGGGACGCGUUCGGAGCGCACACGUUCGAGAGAGUCGAUAAGGAAGGGAAGUUUCACGCCGAUUGGUGGUAG
This is a messenger RNA of Bathycoccus prasinos, 1521 nucleotides long. RefSeq names its product 6-phosphogluconate dehydrogenase. Gene Ontology annotation, biological process: pentose-phosphate shunt, oxidative branch; pentose-phosphate shunt. The transcript has 2 exons. Gene Ontology annotation, molecular function: NADP binding; phosphogluconate dehydrogenase (decarboxylating) activity. Lineage: Eukaryota; Viridiplantae; Chlorophyta; Mamiellophyceae; Mamiellales; Bathycoccaceae. Gene Ontology annotation, cellular component: cytosol. The record is from RefSeq and is a predicted model, not a curated record. The coding region runs from base 1 to 1521 and encodes 506 amino acids.